AUGUGUAACCCAAGGGCGGUUUGGUUAAGAAGGCUGCAGCUUUUUACCCUAUUAACUCAGGCAGCGCUCAAACCAGCAAUGCCUCCAGUGAUCAAGGACCAGCCUUUCAACAUUUUCUGGGCAGCCCCAACAAUGUAUUGUAACCAUUUUUUCAAUGUGGAUAUAAAUCUUCAAAUAUUUAACAUUAUAUCAAAUCCAUUAGAGACUCAGAGUGGAGCCACAGUUGUCAUAUUUUAUCCAAAUGAAUUAGGGUAUUACCCUUAUUUCUUUCAAGGUGGAAAGUCUUUUAAUGGAGGAAUACCACAGAAUGCUAGCCUUUCUAAACACCUCAGGAAAACCGCCAAUGACAUUGCAAAAGCUGUCCCUUGGUGGAGAUCAGAAGCACUUGUUGUUAUUGACUGGGAAAGUUGGAAACCCCAAUGGGAUAGAAAUUGGGGCAGUAGAAUCAUAUAUAAAAACCACUCCUUAGCCUUCACUAGAAACCACCAUCCUGACUGGUCAGAAACGGAAGUGAAAACAGUUGCCCAAAAGGAAUUUGAAAAUGCUGGAAAGAGUUUUAUGAACAUUACUCUCACAAUGGCUUUAGAAAUGAGACCAAAAUGUUUAUGGGGCUUUUAUCUCUAUCCAGACUGCUACAAUUAUGAUUACAGGAUAAAUCCAGAGACAUACACAGGUAAUUGCCCAAAGGAUGAAAUUUUCCGCAAUGACCAGCUCCUGUGGCUGUGGAAAAAAAGCACAGCACUUUAUCCUUCAAUAUAUUUGGAUAAAAUAUUGAAGUCAAGUUUAAACGCUUUGAAAUUUGUCCAUUAUAGAAUUAGAGAAGCCGUGAGAAUUGCUGAAAUGGCUAGACAUGACUAUAUUUUGCCAGUUUUUGUUUUCUCCAGACCAUUUUACUUGCAUAGUACCGAAGCUCUGUCACAGGAAGACUUGGUGCAUACAAUUGGUGAAAGUGCCUCUCUGGGGGCAGCAGGAAUAAUAUUGUGGGGAGAAUAUGAAUAUUCUGCUUCAAAGGAGAACUGCUUAUCUAUGCAGCAAUCUAUUCAAGGGCUUUUGGGCCACUAUGCUGUUAAUGUGACCUCUGCAGCCAGGCUCUGCAGUCAAAGUCUAUGUAACAACCAUGGAAGAUGUGUUCGCAAAGUCCCUGACUCCUCUUUCUACCUGCAUAUGCCUGAAGGGAGUGCUAAGAAAUAUGUCCUGGACAAGAGUUUCAGAUUCCUCAUUUCUGAAAAAAAUAAACUGAAGACAAUAACGGACAUGAAGAACGGAUUUGUGUGUCACUGCUACUAUGGUUGGCAUGGACAGUCUUGCCAUGACCACUACUCAGAUCUCCCGAGAGAGAAGAAUAAGUCCCCUACGGCUCACUUUAAUUUAUCAGUUUUUCUCAGCAUGGCCUUAUCUGUGAUUCUGCUAAACAUUUUUUUACCCCUUACUACAAUGUCAAUUUUUUCUUGA
Messenger RNA from Carlito syrichta (Philippine tarsier), 1452 nucleotides. Its product is annotated as hyaluronidase-4-like. Bases 1 to 1452 code for a protein of 483 amino acids. Gene Ontology annotation, molecular function: hyalurononglucosaminidase activity. Gene Ontology annotation, biological process: hyaluronan catabolic process; carbohydrate metabolic process. NCBI's taxonomy places the organism in Eukaryota, Metazoa, Chordata, Mammalia, Primates, Tarsiidae. The transcript has 3 exons. The record is from RefSeq and is a predicted model, not a curated record.